CACCUGGAGAGAAUGAAGAAGCAAAAUAUAAUUUGGCCAAGAUGAAGCACCGGGCCAUAGGCAUAGGGAGGGUGUGUGAGUUGAACAAGUUUCACAUCAAGCGCGUGAGUAUGAAGUCCAAGUCUGGGAUUCCUAGCAUAAUUCUCGGUGGUAGAAUGAUAUUUAUGCAGCUUGGAUUCUGAACAACGAUAUGUCCCUCGUUCAAUUGCAAAAUGUGAAAAAACGUCAUCGGUGUCAUACCAAAAAGCGCGAGGCAUGCGUUAAAAGUAAAACGCCUGCUGGAACAAAAAGAUAGAGCCAGACAGUUUUUGUCUUGUGUGUGUUUUCAGUGCAUUUCUAGUCGCGCUCGUUUUUCUUACUCACUUAGUUACUCAACUAGAUCGCUCCAGGGCUUUCUUUGGCUUUUCUGUGACUUCACUCUCAACAGAUGAAAAGCAAACAGCUCCAACAGAUUGCCGCAGUGUGGAUCUCUCUCAGUUUUUGGCAUUUGUUCUUGCGCUGGAGGUCGUGCCGUUUUGCGUUAUUGAUUAGAAACAAACGGACUCUCAUUCUGCAUCCAUCGAUAAGUAUGAAGAUGCCAACGCCUUGUCGAAAAAUAUUUCAUCGUCGAGGACUUUUUACGACUCGUAGUUAUACUCUGGAUCGAAAACAUGAGCACCAUAGAGAAUCACCUCAUUUUUUUGACGCAUGUUGUUGCACUUAGUAGAUAGAACUAAGAAAGUGUAAGUUAAAUAUGAAUAGCAGCAGGUAAAGGUAGCGAUAAUAAAGGAGUCAAUUGGAAUUGUGUCUCUAAGGGGAGAGAUGGAGGCAAACGGAGGAGCACCUGCAAAUCGCGGAAUAUGGACAAAUGAGGUUCUUCCGCUUCUCUAUGUAGGCCUUGUGCCUCCCCAGAUGUCGAUCAUACAAGCGAACCUGGAUGAAAUGUUAGACCACCUAACGCCGGAAAGAGGGGUGUUGAGAACUAGGAGCUGAGCUCCUGUGGUAGAGGACUUCUCAUCAGUCCAGAGUAGUAGCUGAUGCGCGUUUGUCUGAGUCUGACGUUAUUUUUAUGUGGCUGAGGCAUAUGGCAAACUACAAGAAAUCGGAGGGAAAAGAUUCUCCACCCAUGGAUGUCGUAAUUAGAAAGAAACAAGCAUGAUUCUACCAUGUGCUGCGCAGGGGGCGGGUGUUGGUUGUUUCAAUGGGUUCACCUGCAGAGUUUGCGAAUAUCGCAUCGCGGCAAG
Amoebophrya sp. A25 is the source of this 1223-nucleotide messenger RNA. The record is from the annotation of a GenBank genome assembly. NCBI's taxonomy places the organism in Eukaryota, Dinophyceae, Syndiniales, Amoebophryaceae.